GCUCUGAUUGGUGCAAGAUGUUCAUGAAAACGGACGUGAAUGAGUAACCCCACGCGCCCACGGUCCAUCUGUGUUUAUGCAUCAACAGAGAGCGCGUGGGGGUUAAAGAAACAAAUCUAUCUUCGUGUUAACGACUCUAAACUUCCUGCUCGCGCGCUGUCUGAAUGUCUGUCGGGUUAUUCCCCGGCACGCGACUCCACACAGUCCAAUUCAAGCGCGCGAGGACACUCUCCCGGCUCUCUUUCUCUCGCGCCUGCUCGCGCGCAGGGCAGUGAGAAGCGCAAUGAUUUAGCGGCUUUUAAUUCAUUUUUCUCACAUUUAGCAUCGCAGCUGUGUUAUUCUACAUGUCGUUUUUGAUCUAUUUUUAUGUUUUACUCACUGGAUUCAGCGGCUUUUUGCACUUUUGAUGAGCCUUUUUUUUAACCAACCGCAUGUUUUAAAUGUCUCAGGUUUUUUUUUUAUUUUACGCACUGUGUAAGUUUGCACGGGUACCGGUUCCCUGCCGAAAUCCGAGAUAUUUGGAGCGAACUGCUUGACUAACCCGGGCCGUGCUAGUGUUAGUGUCCCGGGUUAAAACCGCAGGAUGUUGACCAUAGUUCUCCUGUCUUGCUUCUGUUUGUGGACACGGGGCCAGCGCUUGGACCACGACAGCUCACUGCCAGCAGGGCUGUAAACAUGGAGAGUGUGUGAAACCAGACCAGUGCAAAUGUCACCCAGGAUACACGGGAAAGGCGUGUAACCAAGAUCUGAACGAGUGUGGCGUGAAGCCUCGGCCCUGCAAACACCGCUGCAUGAACACGCCAGGCAGCUACAAGUGUUACUGCGUGGACGGGUACGUGCUGCAGCCGGACGGCAGCUGCAGGAAUACCCAAACCUGUUACCAUGCCAACUGUCAGUAUGGCUGUGAGGUGAUCAAAGGGGCAGUGCGAUGCACCUGUCCAUCGCCAGGGUUACGCCUGGGUCCAGACAGACGCACCUGCGUCGACAUCGACGAGUGUUUCUUGGGUGGAGGCGUGUGUCCUCGUCGCAGAAAGUGCGUGAACACUUUCGGGAGCUUCAUCUGUAAAUGUCACCUGGGCUUCAGACUCGUGUACAUCAACGGGCGGUACACCUGUAUCGAUAAGGACACUCGUCCGUUCUGCUCUCUGAAUCCAUCGUCUCCAAAGUGCAAGUGUAAAGACGGCAGCUGCAAAGCCAUCCCCAAAGUGACGGUAGAACCGCAGAGACCAAGAACUACAACUCCCAUGACCUCCACCAUCAUCACUACCGCUACAUCUCCUCCAACCACCACAACUACUCCCAUCCCAACAACCUCCCUGUCUACAUCCACUGAUGUUAUGACCACCACUCCAACACCUAUAACUGAUACCACUGCUACACCAGUUACUGCCACUACAACAACAACACUUGCUGCUACUACUACAACUGAAAUGGAUACGACAACUCCCACAACGCCUCCUCCGUCCACCACUUCUGCUAUUACUACUCCUAGUACAACAACAAAUGUUACUACCAUCACUGCAAGUUCAACUACACCCACCACUCUGCUAACUACAACCCAGACGACACCUUCUUCUCCUCCUCCUCCAACAACAACAACACCAGCAUUCACUACAGUGCUGCCGAGUACCUCGCUGCAAACCACCACGGUGAACAACAAGAUCAACAAAGACGUGACACAAAAGCAGCGAGGAGACGUGCACAUCCCUCGACAUCCCGGUCACAACCACGUGUGGGAGUUUGACAUCGAGCUGGGAAACAUCGCGGAAGAUGCCAGAGACGAUCCUGAGGUCGGGGAGCUCCGUUGCAGCUUCAAUCACAGACUCUGUGACUGGAUGUCUGACAGUGAGGGAGAUCUACACUGGGAGACGGUUCAAAGUCCUGCAGGUGGGUGGUACCUAUCUGUCCCCGAGCUGAAGGCGGGACAGACAAGCAUCCGUGGUGCUCGACUGGCCAUCCAGGUAGUCCCUUCCUGGAGCCAUGGCGACCUGUGUCUCUCCUUCUCCCAUUGGUUGACGGGGCAUCACGUGGGCGUGCUGCAGCUGUUCGUCAGGAAAAAGGGACGAGACCAAAGGUAUGGCCCCGCCCUCUGGAGUAGGACAGGUGGGCACGGUUGGAGACACACGCAUGUCACCUUGACAACACACUCUCUGGACAGGGUGCUGCUCAAGGUCGAGCGGAGGAUUGGACGAAGAGGACAGAUCGCUGUUGACGAUGUCACUUUGAGACGGGGGCCAUGUCGAUGACACCAAAUAUAGACCUUCAGGUCACAUGAUUUAAAGGACCAAUGUUGCUGCAAUCCCAGCAUCAGGAUUUCUGCCCCCUCAGAGGAAGAGGAAGUUAUGUGGGUUUGUGGUGAAGCCACAGCAGCAGUGCUUCAGUUUAAAUUUUGUGCUGCGUGACAGUAGAAGUUCCUGUUUAUGAGCCGGACUGAAGAUUUGGAAACACUCAGAAUUCAUUUUGGAAAGGUUUCAGAUUUACUUUAACUGUUUACUUUAUAUGUUAAUGAGUGCAAAGAUUUAUUAUCAUUAAUUAUCAUUUAUAAUCAAUGUAGUAAAAGUAACAUAUCGUUACAAAGAUUUACAACUUCACACUGAUUUCACUGAUUUGUACAAGGAUUUCGAUUCAUAGAAAUACUGCAGUGAGAGUGUAAUAAAUAUUUAGGUCCAUAUUUUUUUGUUUCACUGUAACGUUGUAAUAAACUUUAUCGAUCAUAUAAAUCAUGAGUGAGAAAUCAUUCUAAAUAUUCUGUGUUGGGAGACAGAUGCAACUUCACAUGCAGGAAGAGAGGAUGAGGAGGGCAGAGAUUUGCCUGGUGAGCAUCUGCUUCAGAGGGCGCACACAAAGAGAUGGGUGGAGCAGCCAGAAAGCUGAUUGCUAC
Messenger RNA from Haplochromis burtoni (Burton's mouthbrooder), 2881 nucleotides. Its product is annotated as nephronectin. The record is from RefSeq and is a predicted model, not a curated record. Gene Ontology annotation, cellular component: membrane. Gene Ontology annotation, molecular function: calcium ion binding. Lineage: Eukaryota; Metazoa; Chordata; Actinopteri; Cichliformes; Cichlidae.